This is a messenger RNA of Odontomachus brunneus, 2192 nucleotides long. Its product is annotated as cytochrome P450 4C1-like. Gene Ontology annotation, molecular function: iron ion binding; heme binding; oxidoreductase activity, acting on paired donors, with incorporation or reduction of molecular oxygen. The coding region runs from base 413 to 1921 and encodes 502 amino acids. The transcript is spliced from 13 exons. The record is from RefSeq and is a predicted model, not a curated record. NCBI's taxonomy places the organism in Eukaryota, Metazoa, Arthropoda, Insecta, Hymenoptera, Formicidae.
GUUGCAACAGUCUUCGUUGUAACAGUGUUGUUAGUUGUGAAGCAGGAGGUGGAGCAUAUUGUGCUAUUUGCUUCGCGGCCAUACAUAUCAGUACAUCGAUUUGUUUAGAAUUUUUAUAUCGAUUUUUUUAAAGAAUGUAAAGACGAUAUUUUUAUAUGUAAAAUAUUUUUGCGUUCUCCUCGUGUAUACAGGGUGUGUGUGUGUUUCCAACACAAGCUAUACAAAAUUAUAUGUGAAAAUACAGUGUCAAUCUGAGUACGAAGAUCCAGAAUUUGGCAUUUUGCAAACAAUCAAGUGAAAUUUUAAAAUACUUAUAAGGAAAAUUGUCGAAUCAGAGUGCACGAUAUUAGUUAUCAUUUGUUGAGCACGUAGAAUUAUAUCGCAUUGGUUAUAUUAUCAUUUAAACUACAUCAUGAUAUCAAGUGCAAUAUUAAUUAUUUUAAUAUGCAUUGGUAUAAUCUACCUAAUUAUGGAUUAUCGUAAACGGUUACAAUUCUUUCAAGCGGCAAAUGCAUUACCAGGUCCGAAAACGCAACCAAUUUUGGGAAAUAGUUAUUAUUUUCUCCAAAGAAAUUUUGACGAAUUCUUGAACAGUAUAUCUUCGCUCAUGGAUAUUUACCCGUCUCCAUUUCGGUUUUGGUUGGGCAACAAGUUAAUUAUUUUUAUAAACGAACCAGACCAAAUAAAAGUAAUUCUUCAACAUCCUAGCUGCUUCAAUAAAAAUGUGCUGUAUGAUACUUUGAGACCGUGGCUAGGAACGGGACUUAUUACUGCUCCUGCACAAAUAUGGUUUGGACAUCGAAAAAUGAUAGCGUCAAGCUUUAAUACAAAUAUAUUACGAGGAUUCUGCGAUAUAUUUGUGGAACAAACUUCAGUAUUUAUGGAGAAAUUAGAACACAUGGUAAAUGAUGAAAUAGAUCCUUUUCAACAUGUAACAAUGUGUACUUUGGACAUCAUUUACGACACUUCGUUGGGUACCAAGUUGGGAUCACAAUUAAAUGAAAAUAAUAUGUAUGUUAAAGCAAUAAUGAGGCUAAAAGAGAUAAUUUUACACAGAAUACGAAAUAUAUUUUUAUUUCCCGAUAUCGUAUUCAAUUUUACUCCUCUAAGUCGCGAACAACAGAAGCAUUUAAAUUUUAUAUAUUCUACCGCGGAAAAGGUAAUAGAACAAAAGGAAAAUGCGAGAGACAAUUUAGUUGGGAAUCAAAACCAAUCUGAUAAACCUCCAAGAAAAGUGUUUCUCGAUUUAUUAAUGGAAGCAUCUGACGAAGGCAAGAAAUUUACUAAAAAGGAUAUUAUCGAUGAAAUCAAUACCAUAUCUUUUGCCGGUUCCGACACAACCGCAGUUACACUAAAUUUUACGAUGUUCAUUUUAGCAAAUUUCCCAGAAGUACAACAAAAAGUGUACGAGGAGUUACUGGAAAUUUAUGGUACUCAAGACCCAAAAUCCACGCCUAUCAAGUUCGAAGACUUGCAAUAUAUGAACUAUAUGGAGCGUGUUAUUAAGGAAACAUUGAGACUCUUCCCCGUUGUGCCUCUCAUAGGACGUCGACUUAAUGAUGAUUUACAAAUAGGAGAAUGUACUAUACCGAAGGGCGCUGAUUUUAUGAUAUCAAUAUUAUUCUUACAUCGCAAUGAAAAUUAUUGGCCGAAGCCGUUGACAUUUGAUCCAGAUAGAUUUCUUCCGGAGAAUAUGGCAAAUAUUCAUCCAUAUAGUUAUAUACCGUUUAGUAAUGGUCCAAGGAACUGUUUAGGUAUGAGGUAUGCAAUGACUUCUAUGAAAGUUCUCCUAGCAACUCUGUUGCGGACAUAUAUAUUAAAAAUGGACAAGAAAGUCAAAAUAGAAGAUGUAGAAUUGAAGAUGGAUAUUCUGUUAGUGCCGAUGAAACCUUUAAAAAUUAGAAUUGAAAAAAGGAAGUGAUGGUAUAAUAAAGUAUGAAUGUAGCAAUGGGGGAAAUAGAGUUUUUUAUUAAUACAAUUAGUUGAUUUAAUCUUACUUAAGACUUAAUUAUUAUGUUUUGUAUAGAAUUUUGUAUAGAAUGUUACAAUAGGUAAACUCAAUUAGAUUAAUAUAUGUAGUGCGAAACGUUAAUAUAAGAAAAUAAUUACUCCUUUAUUUUACUUUUAUUACGGUUAAUAAAAUGGUGUUGUAAUUUCAUACAUAUUAAUAUAUAUUAAUUAUUUUAAUUGAA